Messenger RNA from Camelina sativa (false flax), 1878 nucleotides. RefSeq names its product putative F-box/LRR-repeat protein At3g44810. NCBI's taxonomy places the organism in Eukaryota, Viridiplantae, Streptophyta, Magnoliopsida, Brassicales, Brassicaceae. The record is from RefSeq and is a predicted model, not a curated record. Gene Ontology annotation, molecular function: protein binding.
UUCAUGUCUCCUGGAGAUAAAGCUUGAAAUUUUAGGGUUUUGGUGUUUAAAUUAAACCUAAAAGCUUUGGCUUAGUAGCUUUGUUUAAUGAGUCUUAAAGUCUCUCUCUAAUGUAAUUUUUUUCAAAAUGGAAACUGUAUCUAUUUGUCUGUGUGGGAACCAUCUCCUUAUCUUCUGUUUUGUGGUGUCAAUUUUGAGUUUUGUCUAGGUUGUCGGAAUGUUCCAUUUUCUCUAAAGUGUGUUGUCCUUUACAUACUUGUGGCAUAUUGGUGGUUGCUGGAAUGUGUUAAUUAGUGAUAGACCUCAAUUUUCAUGUUUCAGGUACAACUAGGGAUGAGUUCUGUCUCUAUGACUUCAUUGAAUUGUCUUCCAGACGAACUUCUUGUCCAAAUCUUGUCCUUCCUUCCAACCAAACGGGCCGCUUCAACUUCUGUUCUCGCCAAGAGGUGGAGGACUUUGUUUGUUAUCCGGCAGAAUCUCGACUUUGACGACUCCGACUUUUUGAACUGGGAAGAUGUAGGUGAAGAUGAUAUGGACGAAAUCAGAGAGAGUUUCAAGGAUUUUGUGGAUAGAACAUUGGAUUUGCAAGGCCCUCAACCUAUCAACAAGGUCUCACUUAAAUGUGGAGAGGAACCUGGCGAGGAUCAUGUUGACGACUGGAUAAUAAAUACCCUUGACCGAGGUGUCUCUGAGCUGCAUCUAUGCUUAACAUUUCAUAGGCGGACUCAUUUUCCAUCCAAUUUAUUCGUCAGCAAAACAUUGGUGAAGCUAAUAUUAGGAAAAGAAUUUAGCAUCGACUGUGUUCCUUCUAAUACGUUUCUUCCGGUACUUAAGAUUCUCUUCCUUCGUUCUGUUUGGUUUAUGGGAACAGAGUUGUCUGAUGUGCUUCUUGCUGGUUGCCCUGCACUUGAGGACUUAACCAUACACCACAAGUAUUUUUUUGGAACACCAGAAAUCAUUUCCAGCAAAAGCCUUAAGAGACUUUCUAUCAUCUCUAAAUGUGCUGAAGAUGUUCAUCUGUUCGAAUUCAUUUCUUUUGAUGCACCAAAUCUUGUUGACCUCUUCUAUGCUGAUUAUGCCCGGCAUAAGUAUUGUCGUUGUAAUUUGGAUUCACUUGUCAAAGCUACACUGGAUCUUCAUUUCCUAGAACCUGAACAUUGUGAUGAGCCAUUUGAACCGAAUGUGACGGUUCUCAUGAAUGGGGUACGCAAUGUCAAGAUGCUUCAAUUGACAUUUUCUGCUACUGAGGUGCUUUCGGAAUGCUGCAAAGGUGGGCUACCUGUGUUCAAGAACCUCCUUGAUUUGGUGUUUUACGGUUACAAAGAAAGAGUUUGGAAAGAGCUACUGCCCCUUAUGCUAGAGAAUUCUCCAAACCUAAAACGUUUGAUGCUCUCGGCAUUGUACCCUUGCACGUAUGAACAUGAGUUUGAUGGGAUCCGCAUUCCACAGACUAACAAAGUAAACUUCUUGGGUAUCAUGUAUUAUCAAGGAACUGAAAACGAGUUGAAGCAUGUCAGCCACUUCCUACUUAAAAUGGAGCAGCUUCAAGUGCUGAAAGUCCACUUCCCAAAGACACUGGUUGACUCCAAAAGGGUGCAACUCAUAGAGGAUUUGUUGAAGCUUCCGAGAGCCUCAUCCACUCUCACGAUGCAAUUUGUUUGAUCAUCAUCGUCGUCAUCAUCAUCAUCAUCAUCAUCUUCAUCAUCAUCAUCAACAACAUCAUCAUCAUCCUCAUCAUCAGCAUCAUCAUCCUUAUCAUCUAUAUAUGUUGUUCUAUAUGUCUUAUGUUUUAAUAAUUUAUGUUGGUCCUUAAACUAUGGCUUCUUGAACAAUUAUUGUCCCUUUUAUAAGUAUCUUUCUUUUAAAGAAUAUUAUUCU